Messenger RNA from Colletes gigas, 3503 nucleotides. Its product is annotated as atrial natriuretic peptide receptor 1. Lineage: Eukaryota; Metazoa; Arthropoda; Insecta; Hymenoptera; Colletidae. The record is from RefSeq and is a predicted model, not a curated record. Gene Ontology annotation, cellular component: membrane. The transcript is spliced from 19 exons. Bases 1 to 3420 code for a protein of 1139 amino acids. Gene Ontology annotation, biological process: cGMP biosynthetic process; protein phosphorylation; receptor guanylyl cyclase signaling pathway. Gene Ontology annotation, molecular function: ATP binding; guanylate cyclase activity; peptide receptor activity.
AUGGAGGAUAUUCUGUACAAACACGCGUUGCCCGCGAGUGCAAAACUUCUGAUAAUCGUAGGGAUUUCGCAAACGCUGUGCUUCAUCAACGUUUCACCAGUGAAUUAUGAAAAUUCACCGAGGAUCUACAACGUCGGUGUUCUAAUGGCCUCGCACCUGAACAGUCCCUUCGAUCUCGAGAGAUGCGGCCCAGCAGUGGACUUGGCCUUGGCAGAAGUAAACGACUUUUUAAACGUCCACAACGUGCAGCUGCAAAAAGUACAGGGAAGCUAUCCGUCGUGCAGUGGCGCAACAGCGCCGGGUUUGGCGGCCGAUAUGCACUUCCGGGACAACGUGAUCGCGUUCAUCGGUCCAGCCUGCGCUUUCGCCCUCGAGCCUGUCGCGAGGCUCGCCGCCUAUUGGAACACCCCCAUCAUCACAGGAAUGGGAGACCAACCACCCUCGGAGGGCGAACUGUCCGUGACCUCGGGCAUCCUCGGUAGAAUCAAUAAAUGGAAAAACGAAAGUUCGGGUAUCUUCAAGGACAAGAGCAAGUACCCGACCCUAACGAGGAUGUCCUACUGCCAGUGCCGGCUACGGCUGGUGUUCUCCAGCGUUUUCAAAGAGUUCGGAUGGUCGCACGUGGCGCUGAUUCUGGACAGAUCGGACCUGUUCUCGUGGACCGUCGGCAAGAAUCUCGAAUACGGUCUACGAAAAGACGGUUUGUUGAAAUUCGUGAGGGAACUCGACGGCAAUUCGGCGGACGAGCCGUACCAUUUUUAUCUGCGCGAUGCCAGUAUGUACGCGAGAGUGUUGAUUCUCAGCGUUCGCGGGACGCUGGUCAGGAAGUUCAUGCUGGCGGCCCACGAUCUGGGAAUGACGAGGGGAGAUUGGGCCUUCCUCGACGUCGAGAUAUUCCAGGGAUCGUAUUGGGGUGACCACGAUUGGGAGGUGGGCGACGAGGACGAUGCUAUAGCCAGAAAGGCUUACGAGGCUCUGCUGAGGGUGUCGCUUCUGCAACCGACCAGCCCCAGGUUCCAAGAUUUCGCGGAGUCUGUUCGCCAGCGGGCGCAAACUGGUUACAAUUACUCGUUCUCGGACGGAGAAGAAGUGAACUUUUUCAUCGGAGCUUUCUACGACGGCGUUUACCUGCUCGGUAUAGCGUUGAACGAAACUCUGGCAGCAAAUGGCGACAUCAGGGACGGUAUGUCGAUAACGAGAAGGAUGUGGGACCGGGACUUCAUUGGUAUUACGGGACACGUCAGGAUAGACGACAAUGGCGACCGUGACGCCGACUACAGUAUUCUAGAUCUGGACCCUAUCACCGGAAGGUUCGAGGUGGUAGCGCACUAUUUGGGACUAAAUCGGGAGUACAGUCCUGUUCCUGGAAAGAAGAUCCACUGGCCAGGUGGGAGGGAGGGUCCGCCGGCGGAUGUUCCGGAAUGCGGGUUUUUGGGAAACGAUCCGGCUUGCACGUCAAGGACAGAGGCCUACACUUUCGUGGCUUACACGAGCCUAGCAUUGGCCGCGUUUCUGCUGGCUGCUGUUACAGCAACCUGCGUCCUAUACAGGCACCUAAGAUUGUCCGCUGAUCUGAACAACAUGUCCUGGAGGAUCAGGCACGAGGAGCUGCUCCUUGAGAUCGGGAAACCAUUCUCCUCGAAGAUUAACCUGCACCAAGCGAUAUCCGAGAACUUCGGAUUGGAGCAACGCAUACGGCGUGGAUCGCAGCUCAGCUGCGAGUCCCUGCCGCCCACCACGGUCUUCACCACGGUUGGGAUUUACAAGGGCGAGAGGGUGGCCAUUAAAAAGAUCACGAAGAAGAAGGUGGUCGACGUCACGAAGAAGCUGCUUUGGGAGAUCAAGCAAGUGCGAGACGUCACCUCCGAGAACACCGUUAGAUUCAUCGGGGCGUGCCUCUGCUCCCCCUCACCGACAGUUUUGAUCCUGACGGAGUAUUGUCCCCGAGGAUCCUUGAAGGACGUGCUCGAAAACGACGCCAUCAAGCUAGACUGGAAUUUUCGAAUGUCUCUGAUUCACGAUAUUGUCAAGGGGAUGUCCUAUCUUCACGCGAGCGAGGUAUCGGCGCACGGGAAGCUCCGAUCCUGCAACUGUUUGAUCGACGGCCGUUUCGUCUUGAAAAUUUCGGAUUUUGGUUUGAAAACCCUCACUACGCCUGCGGACUUGAUCAUGGACGACACUUACUAUAACAAGUUGCUUUGGAUCGCGCCGGAACUUCUACCUUUGACGGUGAUGCCAGGAAGCGCAGCGACCCAGAAAGGCGACGUUUACAGUUUCGCGAUCAUUUUAGAGGAAAUCGUUGUCCGUGGCGGGCCUUACGAAACCGUCAAAGCGUUCAUGACCUCUCAAGAGAUCGUCAGCCGUGUCACAGCAUCAGAGACGCCGCCAUUUAGACCGGAAGUGACGCCGAAGGACUGCCCGCCGGACAUCCUGUCACUGAUGGAAAAAUGCUGGAACGAAGUGCCGGAGGAACGACCAACCUUUCAUGCGAUUCGUGGAACGAUACGCAGCAUUAUGAAGGGUUACUGCGAAAACUUAAUGGACGACUUACUGAGACGCAUGGAGCAAUACGCGAAUAAUUUGGAGGCUCUUGUAGAAGAGAAAACGGAACAGCUGAGCCUGGAGAAACGACGAAGCGAGGAACUCCUCUAUCAAGUACUCCCAAGGCAAGUGGCGUGCCAACUAAUGGCGGGAGAAUUGGUGCAACCGGAGCAGUUCGAAUGUGUGACGAUAUACUUCAGCGACAUAGUGGGUUUCACGGCCCUCUGUGCGCAGAGCACGCCAAUGGAGGUGGUGGACUUCCUCAACGACCUCUACAGUACCUUCGAUCGUAUCAUUGAAUUUUACGACGUCUACAAAGUGGAGACAAUAGGGGACGCGUACAUGGUAGUAUCCGGCCUGCCAGAACGGAAUGGCGACGAGCACGCGAGGGAAAUAGCCCUGAUGGCGCUGGCGAUCCUGGAUUCCGUGAAAUCGUUCACCAUAAUGCACAAACAGAACGCUCAGUUGAGCGUCAGAAUUGGCGUGCACAGCGGACCGGUUUGCGCCGGUGUCGUGGGACAGAAGAUGCCGCACUAUUGCCUUUUCGGCGACACUGUAAAUACCGCGUCGAGGAUGGAGUCAUCGGGAUUGCCGCUCUGCAUACACGUGUCCAAGGCGACGAAGUGCAUAUUGGAGAAAUUUGGAACCUUCGAUCUCGAGCUUAGGGGCGAGGUGGAGUUAAAAGGGAAAGGAAGGGUGACUUCUUACUGGUUGAGAGGUUGCUCGGAACCAGAUCCCCGGCCGCCAACGCCGAGGUAUCGCAGGCACAGCGCCAGCUCCCCAGAAAAUAACCUGAAUCCCCUAAUCUUCCCGCCGAACAACACCAACGGGCCGAAAACCAACAACAACACUUUCAUCAACCUGUCCGAGCUCCAAUAGAACGAUUGUGCGGUUCUUUUGAUGAGAAACCAGUCGUAAUUAUAAUAAAUUUAUUUAAAUUUCGUCUAUUACAAUAUGUCGAU